Paramecium sonneborni is the source of this 1068-nucleotide messenger RNA. NCBI's taxonomy places the organism in Eukaryota, Ciliophora, Oligohymenophorea, Peniculida, Parameciidae. The record is from the annotation of a GenBank genome assembly.
AUGAGCAUUCUGGUCAGAAAAACUAAUAAAUAGAUGCGGUCUUUAAAGUCUUUAAGAACAGAUUAAUAGAAAAAAAAACUACCAUAAGUUUCUAAGUUCCGAUAUACAAGUACAAAGUUCCAUCCAUUGAAAACUGAACCUGAUUAUAUUAAUGAUUGUGUUAAAUUCUUUACAAUUAGGUAAUUAAGUAUAUAUAUCUAUUAUAGAACACUCUAAGGAAUAGAUGACAAUAUUGAUAAUAAUUAAGAUUGUAUAUUCUAUUCUACUAAUUAUAAUGAUAAUGAAGAUCAGUAUUUAUUUGGUAUUUGUGAUGGACAUGGUCCUGAUGGACAUCUCAUUUCUAAUUAUGUUGCACAUUAAUACAAAAGAAAAUUAAGGAUUUCUUUGUUUUUUGGAGAUCAUUAAUCUCAAAAUAUAAAAUUAAUGAAUUAAUGCACAGUCGAUAUUGAAAAAGAAUUGUAGUUCAAUGAUGAAUUUAAUUUAAUGAUAAGUGGAACCACUCUUAUUGCAAUUUUUAUUAAUGGAGACAAAAUUAUUUGUUAAAAUAUAGGAAAUUCAAAAGCAGUUUUCUUUUCUAAAUCAUAGUUUUAAUGGCAACAUAAAGAAUUAUCUUAAGAACAUAAACUAUCUCACAAUUAAGAGUGUUUUAGAGUACUGAAAAGUGGAGGGUAGAUUAGAUAAUUAAAAAAUUAAUUUACAAAUAAAAGAUAAGGACCUUAUUAUGUUUUUCUACAGGAUCAAAAUAUUCCAUAACUUUAUACCACAAGAUCUUUAGGAGAUUCUAUAGGUAAAAAAAUUGGAAUAACAGCUGAAUCAGAAUUCUAGACAUUUUAAUUAAAAUAGGAAGGAUUUUUAAUCUUAGGAACUUGUGGUUUAUGGGAUGUUAUGAGUUAUUAGGAAAUCAUAACUUUAUUAGAAUAAACUAGAUUUAUUUCUUAAUAAAAAUAGAUUGAAGAGUUGGCAAAUUCUAUAUUGAAUUAUUGUAAAAAAAAAUGGGAAAAUUAUUAUAAUAAUAAUGAAGUAGUUAGAAUUGAAGACAUCUCGUUCAUUUUAAUUUAUUUAUCUUGA